GAUGCUGGCGGAACUUAAACCGAAAGUUAUAACUGACACAACGAAGAGGAAAUAAGUUAAAAUAAACCACUGGGGAAAUUAUCUUACACUGUAGAGUUUAUUAUGUUUACCUCGAUUAUCUGCUGCUAAACGCUAAUCUCUAACGGAUCUCUUACUCGUGAAACCGUCAUGUUAUCUUGAGUAUCAAUGUUUUCAAUAGGAAGGGUGGAGGGCCUUCAUCUUGCCACGGAGGAAAUUACAUUUCAUGUGAAGUUAUUGCGAAAAGGAGGAUUUAGUUGAUAUCAAUUAAUUGUACAGCUGCAGUUUAUGAGUCUUCUAUGACCAGGAACAUGGACCCGGACACUGAAGUUGAAAGCAUUUUCAGGCAUGAGAAUGGGGAAGAGGAAAAGAAGAAGUGGACGAGGCCACCCUCCAGCUAUGGUUCCAUGAAGAGUGACAGUGAUCACACGAUGGAGGACGUAGAGGAGGGAAAAGAGGAAGGGGUUGCUGUUACCGUCCAUCCUCCAUUACCUGUGGUGCAACCUGACGUGCUUAUUAAUGAUGGGACAAGGAUGCAAAUGAUUCGCCCAGACUCUCCAGAGACCUACUACACCAUGAACACUCAGCACACCAAACAAGCAGGAGGUCUUGUCAUUGACACAAGGUCUUCUGAUCUGGGGGAUGUUCCAGAAAAUGACUUGGAGGAUGCAGAUGAACCUUUGUUGGCUGAUUCGCCAGAACCACCUAUGCCGGUUGAACCAGAAGAAACAACUAGUGAGAAUAGCCAGCCAGGCACACUACACCCAGAGCAGGACCUGCCCCAUAUCUUCAAGAGUAUCCAGAAUGUUUUGACAUCCCUCCCUUUUAAAGACCUCUUAACAUUUAAGACGUGGUUUUACCAGUGGGAACGAGACCUUACCCAGAAACAAGCGAUGGAGGGAGACCUUCUUGAUUUUGUGGACAUGAUCCUGGAGAAACUCGGACAGGAUCGUUCCCUGUCGCAUACAAUACAAACCCUGAACAGCAUCGGCAAGAUAGAAGAGGCAGACACACUACGUAUUAUGUGUAAAAGAGCGCUGGUCCGUUUUCAACUGCAGCAGGAAUUGUCCAGAAAAUACAAAUAUAUCCACGAGGGGGUUGUUCAAGCUGGAAAGCAGACUUUAUUCGAAUGCAUCUACGUAGAGCCCCAGAUUUCCACCUGUGGUUAUGGAGGAGUUGACCCCUCCCAUGAAUUCCGACCCCAUCCACCAACCAAUCUCAAGGUCCCCAGUCCCCACACCUUCGUCGGGCUGAACGAUCUGUUGCGACUACAAAAGGAAGAUGGUCAACCAGCGAGGACCGUGGUCACCACUGGCUUUGCAGGCAUGGGCAUGUCUGUGUCUAAGGCGAAAUUCUGCCUGAAUUGGGCAGAAAUGCGUGCAAAUAAGGAUCUGCAGUUCGUUUUCAAGCUUUCUUUCCGGAAUUUCUGGACCCUGCGACAAAAUGAAAGUCAUAUCGCAAAGACGAUGUCCAUCAUGGAUGUGUUGGAAUAUUAUUAUCCUGAGAGCAAAGACAUGAAAUACCUGGAGGACGAGGACUGUAAAUUUGUCGUCGUAAUGGACUCACUUGAUUGUUACCGAGAACCUCUGGACUGGCUGAAUGCUCCAGUAAUAAAUGACAAUGUCACCAAAGCAACUCCCGGCGUCCUGGUUGUGAAUAUCGUCCGAGGCACUGUGCUCCGUGGGGCUUGCGUUUGGAUCCUGGGGAGACGGACUGCUAUCUCCCAAAUACCACCUCAGUUCAUUGAUGUCUUCACAGAGAUACAGGGCUUCAGUGAUACGAUGAAGGAUGAAUACCUGACCAAGCGUUAUGAAGACGCAGCGCUAGCAGCAAAGAUCGUGGCACAUUAUAAGCUCCUCCCGUCCCUCGUUAUUCUCACCCGACAACCCUUCGUGUGCUGGAUGGUGGCCACAAUGUUCAAGCGCAGCUUCAAAUAUCGGGGCUAUGGGGAGAACCCCCCCAGGCUGACGCCGUUCUACAUCAAUGUUUUGGUUGUCCAGAUGAAUCGCAGGCUGGAGUUCUACUACGGAAAGGCGGAAAAUGAACUGAAGUGGUCUCCUGAAGAUAAACACGUGGCGACUAAGAUCGGGAAGAUGGCCUUCAAGAUGCUGGAGAAGGACAUCAGUGUGUUCUGUGAAGAGGACGUGAAGGAGUACGGUGUGAGCUUCACGGAGGUGACGUUGUUGUCCGGUCUGUGCACCGAGCUCCCUUCCUCAGAUGUGAAGAGGUUCUGCUUCAUACACUUCAGCGUGCAGGAGUUCAUGGCCGCUGUGUACGUCUUCACAAUGUUUCGCGAAGAGUCCAAAAAUGUUCUGGAGACCAUGUUGUUGCCGAGAACCAAGUUCUUCGCAUCCAAGGAUCAGACCAGAUCAGUGGCCGGCGUCGUCCAGAGCGCCUUAACGCGGACCCUCAACUCCCCGCUGGGCCACUACGACAUGUUCCUGCGCUUUCUGUGCGGCUUGCUCGCCCCGGACUGCCACGACAAUCAGCUGGCCGGUUUCCUGUUCCGCUACCACAUGCCGAAGGUGGGGGGGCUGGACGAGACGCAGCGGCUGCUGCAGCAGGCAAUAAAGACCGCUGAAGUUAAGAAUCGAGACCGGGUGGGGAACUUAAAGGAGUGUCUUAGAGAAAUGUCCCAGACAGAUGAGUGAGUCAGGGUUAAACUGCAUCAUGGAAAUCACUGUCACUUGGAAUGGAAAUGUACUAUAUGGAAAAGAUAGAUACAAAUACAGCCUGCUCUGUUAUAUUUCAUCAUAGAAUUCAUGAGUGAUCAAAGUGUGAUGCUCAAAACAGUGAAAACAUAAGUGAUAAAGUGACUUGUUCAAGUUGGUGUAAUUUUAGCUUUGAUCAUGUCAUACAAUGGACGUUGAUGAGGAUAUCAAACAGUCUGUCAGUCCCUGAUUCAACAGACGAAUGAACAUGCUUUCCGUUACAUUGGAGUUUAAGCAAAACUACAUUUAAGUUUGUCAUGUCUUACAAUCAGCACUAAGAGACUUCAAAUCAGUCAUUUUUUAAUUUAGAUGUGCUUUUCUUUGAAACCAUAUGCAUUGGAAGUCACUUUUGAAACAGGAAAAAACUGAGAAUGUCAUGAGAUUUUAAACAGAUGGGAGUUGUAGGUUAUGGAUGAAAGGUAAUAGUAUGGGUGAAUAAUCUAUUCCUAAAUUAGUCUGGAUUGAUAUUAUAGUGUGUAUGCAUAUUUGUCUCGGGUGAUUCUUGGUGCUUUUGUACUUGCUGAAUUAUAGAUUCAUUCUUCUGUUUACCUUUUCUACCAUUAAUCAACACAAAAUCGAAUAUUAUGGAAUAUCAGCUUUUAUGUGCAUUUGUUUAUUGUUUUUAUAUUUAUUGUUUUUAUAUAUUACCUGUGAGGGAAUAAUUCUGUCUUACUCCUAAGAUAUUUAACCUUUUCUGUGUGUUGACAUUUACGACCAACCCUGGCUCUGGUAUCUCUCUUAAGGAAUGGGAGGCUCCAUCUAUCUUGAUAAACCAGUUCAACUCUCAAAUAUGUUGUUUACUCUGUCUGAACUAGUUAAAAGGGCUAUCGAGAGAAAGGUGCGGGAGAAUUGAUAUGGCAACCCACCAGUGCAGUCAGAACCUUUGACUGUGUGACUUGUGAUGUGAAUUGUGACAAACAUUUAAAGACCCACUAAAUGCAAUGAACUUU
Molecule: messenger RNA, 3679 nt
Organism: Gymnodraco acuticeps
Lineage: Eukaryota; Metazoa; Chordata; Actinopteri; Perciformes; Bathydraconidae
Gene: nlrc3l
Product: NLR family, CARD domain containing 3-like
Exons: 12
Coding region: 318-2669 (783 amino acids)
Source: RefSeq, a predicted model, not a curated record